AUUGUCCUGUAGCCUUGACCCCACCUGCCCUGGCCAUGUUCCCUGGCUACUCUGUACCUGCUGCCCUUCACACCAGCUCCGGAGGAGCCAUGGGGCACCAGGCCUGGGCCCCUAGUCACUGUUCCUUCCCCAGGCCAUGUCCCUUCCUGCUGCUCCUGCUGCUGCUGGUGGUACCUCGGGGGGCCCAGCCCCAGGCUGGCAGGAACCACACAGAAGCCCCAGAACCUAAUGUCACAGCCACCCCCAUGACUCCCACAAUCCCUGUGACCUCUGGGAACUUCAAUGCCUCAGUAGCAAGUGCUCCAGAGGCAGAGGCAGAGACCGAGGGACCCCAAGGUGAGAGGUACCUUCCUAUUUCCAGCAGCAGCCCCCCUGGGGCCCAAGUGCUCACUGAGUCUGGGCAGCCAUGCAGGUUCCCGUUCCGCUACGGUGGCCGCAUGCUUCACUCCUGUACCUCUGAGGGAAAUGCCUACAGGAAGUGGUGUGCUACAACACACAACUAUGACCGGGACCGGGCCUGGGGCUACUGCGCAGAGGCCACCCUACCUGUGGAAGGCCCAGCUGUCCUUGAUCCUUGUGCCUCCGGACCCUGCCUCAACGGGGGCACAUGCUCCAGCACCCACGAUCCCGUGUCCUACCACUGCACUUGCCCUCCGGCCUUCACAGGCAAGGACUGUGGCACAGAGAAAUGCUUUGAUGAAACACGCUACGAGUAUUUUGAGGUGGGCGACCACUGGGCCCGCGUGAGUGAGGGACGCGCGGAGCAGUGCGACUGUAUCGAGGGCCAGGCCCAGUGCGAAGACACCCACCACACAGUUUGCCUGAGCAGCCCAUGUCUGAAUGGAGGGACCUGCCACCUGAUUGUGGGCAUGGGGACCAGUGUCUGUGCCUGCCCGUUGGGCUAUGCUGGGCGGUUCUGCAACAUUGUUCCCACCGAGCGCUGUUUCCUGGGAAAUGGUACAGAGUACCGAGGCAUAGCCAGCACCGCUGAUUCAGGCCUGAGCUGCCUGGCCUGGAACUCUGAUUUGCUCUACCAAGAGCUGCACGUGGAUUCAGUGGGCGCUGCUGCACUGCUUGGCUUGGGCCCUCAUGCUUACUGCCGGAACCCAGACAGAGACGAGAAGCCUUGGUGCUAUGUGGUGAAGGACAAUGCACUGUCGUGGGAGUAUUGCCGCCUAGCUGCCUGUGAAUCCCUGGUCAGAGUCCAUUCCCAAACCCCGGAGGUACUGGUGGCCGUGUCUGAGGCGGCCGUGACCGCACGUCCGACCUGCGGUAAGAGGCACAAGAAGAGGACCUUCUUGAGACCACGCAUUGUUGGCGGCUCGUCAUCUUUGCCUGGCUCACACCCCUGGCUGGCCGCCAUCUACAUUGGGAAUAGCUUCUGUGCUGGGAGCCUUGUCCACACCUGCUGGGUAGUGUCCGCAGCCCACUGCUUCUCCAACAGUCCCCCCAGGGACAGCGUCACAGUGGUUCUGGGACAGCAUUUCUUCAACCGCACAACGGACGUGACACAGAUGUUUGGCAUCGAGAAGUACGUGCCCUACACCCUGUACUCGGUGUUCAACCCCAGCAACCAUGACCUUGUCUUGAUCCGGCUGAAGAAGAAGGGGGACCGCUGUGCUAUCCGCUCCCAGUUUGUCCAGCCCAUCUGCCUGCCUGAGGCCGGCAUCUCCUUCCCCACUGGACACAAGUGUCAGAUUGCAGGAUGGGGCCACAUGGACGAGGAUGUGAGUGGCUAUUCCAGCUCCCUGCGGGAGGCGUUGGUCCCCCUUGUUGCCGACCACAAGUGUAGCAGCCUUGAGGUGUAUGGUGCCGACAUCAGCCCCAACAUGCUCUGUGCCGGCUACUUUGAUUGCAAGUCCGAUGCCUGCCAGGGGGAUUCCGGCGGGCCGCUGGUCUGUGAGAAGAAUGGUGUGGCAUACCUGUAUGGCAUUAUCAGCUGGGGUGACGGUUGUGGGCGGCUCAACAAGCCAGGAGUCUACACCCGUGUGUCCAAUUAUGUGGGCUGGAUCAAUGACCGCAUACGACCACCCAAGAGACCUGCAGCCGCCUCCUGAACCGCACCCCCUACCCCACCAGGAGGGGCUGCUCAUAAUUCCCUUUCUACUACCAACAAUAAAAAUGUUCCCAAGGA
Molecule: messenger RNA, 2134 nt
Organism: Meriones unguiculatus (Mongolian gerbil)
Lineage: Eukaryota; Metazoa; Chordata; Mammalia; Rodentia; Muridae
Gene: Hgfac
Product: HGF activator
Exons: 14
Coding region: 36-2057 (673 amino acids)
Biological process (GO): blood coagulation; zymogen activation
Cellular component (GO): extracellular region; rough endoplasmic reticulum
Molecular function (GO): serine-type endopeptidase activity
Source: RefSeq, a predicted model, not a curated record